GUAAAAGUGUUUGCUAUCGCUAUCUCUCGUAUCUCAGAGUCACAUUGCCGUUGUCAAAGUGCACUAAAGCAACGAUCGAACAGAUAUUGGAGACCAGUCGAAACACGAACCUUCAAAUGGAGUAAAGGAAGAAGAAGAACGACACCGAGGCCGCGCACUCGUGCGCUGGCGCUAGAGGUUCACGUGGCACCGGAAAAUCUUGCUCGCACUUUCGAACACGCAGCUGACCGUGGCACGCGCAUAUCCAAGCAUCUCUCAGAAGGACGGACCCGGCUUAGUACCCGCCAUGGGCAUCGCUGUAUCCAGCGGCGUACUCGAUGUACCCAGUCUCCUCCACGGCGGCGCAUCAGCCUUCUCAGAAGCAUCGUCACCCCAGAAGUUGCCUUCGUUCACAAUGCACGUCCUGCUUCCAGACGAAGCCGCGGACGACGUCCUCCCGAGGAACGGCGACCUUGUGGUCAAGACUCUGGACGCGGCUGAGGAAGAGGCUCGUAGCAGCUGCGCACCACAUCGGAGGAGGCUUGUCCCGGGGGCCGAGUGCGACAGGAUCGUUGAGAAGGACGCCAAGGACAACCUGGCUGAGUACAACUCCCUGCAAGCACCGCGCACCGUUCAAGGACAUCGGCACCUGGUGGAAGAGGUAUCCAGGGACACCGGGCACUGGGUGAUAUACAGGAAGAGUCCGGAGGAGCCGACUACACGUGCAGCGGCAGCGGCCGGGAGCGGGAAUCGCCAGCACAGGCAUUGCAGCGCAGUCGCGUGGCCCGACUACAGGUUCGAGGCGCUGCGCUGCCGGCCACGCGUGCACCCUGCGCGACAUGCUGCCGCUUCGGUCGACGACGACGAACUCCCGCACGGCCGAGUGCAACAGCGACGCGGUGGCAACGCCAAGCAGCUGCCUUCGGAGGCUACUCACGAGUUCGCCCCGCCCAGAGUAGCCGGCAAUACGGCGUUGUCGGCGCCGAACGGUGCACAGCGACCACAGGAGUGGCCCACCGUCUCGGGCAUCGCCUCACGUGUGCCUGACGUCUACUCGGCGGCAGCUUGUCCCGGCUGUUGUGGCAAGAUUGUUCCACGCUCCGCAGGCGGCAUCUCGGUGACCUUGCCGAGGUCAGGCAGAGAGAGGGUGCGCCCCGUCCGCAGCAUUGACACAGGCCCAGCAAGCCACCUUUGCGGUCUGAUCACUGGAUGCUGGGAAGAUGCUUCAAGAGGCUUUGCGCGUCUUGUAGUGGGAUGUGGCCCUCAUAAGCAUCUCUAUUGUAGGAACUGAACGAGCGGUCCGAGCAGUCGCUGGACAUCUUGUUCUCGUCCGACUGAUCGUCGAAGGCAUUGUAGCGGUUCUUUCUUGGAGGCGUGUUCCCGCAAUGAUUAACAGAAACAAAUAGAAUAAAUAGGUAGAAAUAAAAGUGUAGACAAUCAUUUAUGUUUAGGUACGUUCUAUUAGUAACACAAAGCUUUUCUAAGCACUUCUGGACCACCGCCAAUAAAGAAACGAUCUGUCUCAUGAUAUGCCCUUGCAUGCAAUACACAAUCACCGGCAAGCAUUCAUCUCUGAUUUUCGAUACCAUAUCAAAGAUUAAUAAUAAGCAAGAAAUGCAAACUGCCCCAACACGGAGCCAUGCGGCACACCAGACGUAAAAGCAACAUCAUCCGAGCAACUCCCAUUGAAAACGGCUCUUCUUCAACGCACUUGCUUAACAACAUUGCGCUGGAGGGGAGUAAUAUUGAGUAAUGUUCUAGCUACUUUUACAAUUCACCAUGAUCUCUCAAGUUACUGCUAUCAAAAAUACUAUUACGAGCAAAAUUAGAGUAGGCAUCCGCCGUAUGAGUUUUAUUAAAUUUCUUACCUCAUUAAAACCAAAUUCCAUUAAAUUCAUUACCUCAUUAUAGCUCAAAGUUCAUGCACUCUUUUUAAAAGCAACUUAUGAUGGAACGGGUGUUCUAUCCGCAAAUAUCACUUACCUUGAAUUUCCAGCUCUUAAAGUGAUAUCUCCAUCGCAACAUAUAUCUUAUCGUAUUGAUCAGCUGUAUAAAGAAGGCAUCAAGCCUAGCCACACCAAGUUUCUUGUGCUCCUUUUUGCCUUGCACAUGCCUUCAAUGGAAUAGCCUUCGCGGAGAAAUCCUAAGCAAUACUAAUGAUCGUGAGUUUCAUACAACGCCAUUUUGUGGUUACUUUUUGCAUUGCUGAGCUUGGGCAUGCCGACUUGUGCUGAAGUAGCAAAGAAAUUUCAGGCUCUUCGUGAGGAGGUUGCCAAACUGAAAACUAGCCUAGUGAUGUUUAAUGAUGUCUGUGAAUGGUUCGAAAAAUGGAAAUGAGGCACUGACCAAAGAAAACAAGGUCAUGAGAGAUGAAAAUAAGAAACUUAAUUAGUAAACAAACAUGUGUGGUCUCGAACAAUAUUCCUGACUCAAUAACGCUGAGCUGAAAGCCAUCCACGAGUCAAAAGGCGAAGACUGCCUGGCAGUCGUCCUAACUACUGGUGAGAAUAUUAGUUGCCCAGUCGCCAGUACAGAUACGGGCACUGCACAGCGGGUGCCUUCGAAAAAUGGAAGCCACGUUAUUGGGUGAUUCUGUUCGCGAAACAAGAAGGCUGAAUUCACUAAAAAGGCAAGAAAGACGCGCCUGUCCACCGCCGAGAUAAGGUUUGUCCAGGGCACCGGCCCCAAACCUGUCUAUGCGAACGAUCACCUCACGCCAGAGUGAAAACGCCGUUUUGCGCAGGCACUUGCGCUUAACAGAGCACACCAGUGAAACCACCUAUGGAGCGAUAAUUGCGCAAUCAGAUCCCGGAUGACCGAUGACAGCCGCGUAUAUCGAGUUGCGUGUGCAGAAGACUUUGGUACCUUCCGCUAGAUAAGCUGUCGUUUCUCAUUUUAA
This is a messenger RNA of Dermacentor albipictus, 2878 nucleotides long. RefSeq lists its product as uncharacterized. The record is from RefSeq and is a predicted model, not a curated record. Lineage: Eukaryota; Metazoa; Arthropoda; Arachnida; Ixodida; Ixodidae.